UUGUGUGACUUCCUGUGCACGCCGGAUCCGCUGCGUAAGUCGUCCGCUGUUCGGUUAAGAAGGCCAAAUAGGCACAUCUCGAUUUAAAGACGUGAUGGCUGCAACAUUGCGUUUACUGUACUCCGUGUCAAGGCCAGGCACCUUUGUGGGCAGCCAGAAUCUAGUGAGGUCCUUCAGUGUGUCUCCACAAAGGGAUGGAUUCAAGUAUGUGAAUGCCCAAGAGAUCCCCACAGACAUGAAGUCCAUCACAGACAGAGCUGCACAGACACUGCUGUGGACAGAACUCUUCAGAGGUCUGGGCAUGACAAUGAGCUACCUCUUCAGAGAGCCCGCUACCAUCAACUACCCAUUUGAGAAGGGACCACUGUCGCCACGUUUCAGAGGAGAACAUGCCCUGCGCAGGUACCCUUCAGGAGAAGAGCGCUGCAUUGCCUGCAAACUGUGUGAAGCUAUCUGCCCUGCCCAGGCCAUCACCAUUGAGGCAGAGACUCGUACUGAUGGCAGCAGGAGGACAACUCGCUACGACAUCGACAUGACCAAAUGUAUCUAUUGUGGUUUUUGUCAGGAGGCCUGUCCUGUGGAUGCCAUUGUUGAGGGCCCUAACUUCGAGUUUUCCACUGAAACCCAUGAAGAACUUCUCUACAACAAGGAAAAGCUUCUCAACAACGGAGACAAGUGGGAAGCAGAGAUAUCUGCCAACAUACAAGCUGAUUAUCUCUACCGAUAGACACAACACACAAAACGUCCCUCAGUGUACAGUUAGCUCAAAUAAACUCUGUGUCACAAACAAAUGUCCAUUCUGUACAUACUUUAAGAGGACAUUUAUUCUUUAUCUGAAAGAAACCUGGAUCAAUGCAUUUUCUCUGGUGUCAGUUUCAUCCCCUCCUGAUAUAAUGAAUAUACUUUGAUAUGUCUCUGACUAUUGCCAAGUCAUUGUUUAUAUACAUAUUUAAUUUAGAAUGAUCAAUACUACACUGACAGACUGUGUGACACGAGUGCAACAGUGAUGUCCACACAAAUGUACAUGGAGUAUUGCUUAACUUGGGUGGCAGUGCUGUUUCAACCCUCAUGCAAAUAAAUAAAAUUCUGGGAGAAAUACUA
This is a messenger RNA of Stegastes partitus (bicolor damselfish), 1101 nucleotides long. RefSeq names its product NADH:ubiquinone oxidoreductase core subunit S8a (gene ndufs8a). Bases 95 to 727 code for a protein of 210 amino acids. Gene Ontology annotation, biological process: mitochondrial respiratory chain complex I assembly; mitochondrial electron transport, NADH to ubiquinone. Gene Ontology annotation, molecular function: 4 iron, 4 sulfur cluster binding; NADH dehydrogenase activity. The record is from RefSeq and is a predicted model, not a curated record. NCBI's taxonomy places the organism in Eukaryota, Metazoa, Chordata, Actinopteri, Pomacentridae. The transcript has 8 exons. Gene Ontology annotation, cellular component: respiratory chain complex I; membrane.